Molecule: messenger RNA, 1183 nt
Organism: Nerophis lumbriciformis (worm pipefish)
Lineage: Eukaryota; Metazoa; Chordata; Actinopteri; Syngnathiformes; Syngnathidae
Product: transcription factor PU.1-like
Biological process (GO): regulation of transcription by RNA polymerase II; cell differentiation
Cellular component (GO): nucleus
Molecular function (GO): sequence-specific DNA binding; DNA-binding transcription factor activity, RNA polymerase II-specific
Source: RefSeq, a predicted model, not a curated record
CUGGUGCUUCCAGCCACACAUAUUUACAGAAGUUCAAAGUUCUUCUUUUGUUCCACAGCUAAACCGUGGGCCUUGUGUCUUUUCCAUUUGAUCAUCACUGAAGGCCUCUCGGACUUGUCGAGGCCACAAGAGUUAAACUACACAAUAAGAGACUCCACGGAUGGACGGUUUUGGUUAUCGUUGAGCGAGAGGAAAUUUUGAAACGUUGUGCAAUGGUGCUGCAAAAAUUUUGAAAGGUUGUGAGACGCAUUCGGUUUGCAAAGCUGUUUGGAAAAGAAGCCUCCAUGUUGCAUCCCUACAGAAUGGAGACCUACCUCAUUCCACCUCCCUCGGAGGAAAUCUACGACCCUGAGAUGUACAUACAAAUACCAGAUUAUUAUAAUUCAUAUGUUCUGGAUGCAGAGAUGCAGCCAGAUCAUUGGGACUAUCGCACUCACCCUCAUGGACACCCAGUCGAGUUCGACAACCUCCAGGAAACAAACUUCACCGAGUUGCAGAGUGUGCAGUCGCUGCACCCGCCCAGCCUGAUCCGACAUGACACCAUGCGCUACGACGCAGAGAGUCUGCUGGAGCCAAAUCUGGGGGCACAUUCUCACAUGUUGCAGCAGCAUGUUUUCCCACGGACUCUGUAUUCAACACAUAUGUCCCAGCGCAGCACUGAUGAUGACGAGCAUGGAGGUCAAAGUCCCCCCUUGGAGGUCUCUGAUGAGGAGUGUCUCAGAGAUCAAAUCCCUUAUGUUUCACACGGAGAGAUGGGCAACAAAAAAAAGAUCCGUUUGUACCAGUUCCUGUUGGACCUUUUAAGGAUCGGCGACAUGAAGGAAAGCAUCUGGUGGGUGGACAGAGACAAGGGAACCUUCCAGUUUUCGUCCAAACACAAGGAGGCUCUCGCACACCGCUGGGGAAUCCAGAAGGGGAAUCGCAAAAAAAUGACCUAUCAGAAAAUGGCGAGGGCUUUGCGCAACUACGGCAAAACCGGAGAGGUGAAAAAGAUCAAGAAGAAACUGACAUACCAGUUCAGUGAUGAGGUGCUUGGGAAGAGUCAUUUUGAAAGAAAGUCAUACAUGUAGACACAAGACUGGAUCGUGCACACGAGGUGACUUUUGGGUUCUGGUAUCAGUGGUCACUUAAAGUUACCAUUGUUUGUAAAUAGCAUUAAAAAACGUCAGUGAAAGUGAACAAA